This is a messenger RNA of Meloidogyne enterolobii, 351 nucleotides long. Lineage: Eukaryota; Metazoa; Nematoda; Chromadorea; Rhabditida; Meloidogynidae. The record is from the annotation of a GenBank genome assembly.
AUGAGUUUAGAUUUAAAUUCUUCAGAAACUCAUGGAAUCGUUGGAUUAAUAGAUCAUUUAAAAUUUCGAAUGUUCUGCUGCAGCAAUGAUCGCCGCUUCAAUUUCUACCGAAACGAGGCCGAGAAAAGGGAAAUAUUGCGGAGGGCACGUACUAUUGACGAAGAAAUUGAAAAUGAAAAAUUGUCGUUUAAAAAGACGUUGAAAAUACUUUUGUUGGGUAUGUUAUACGGUCAGAACUUGGGUUGGGGGGAAAGAUCCGGCCCGGUUCAACGAUCAAGUCGGGCAUCAAAUUACGGCCCGAAAAAGACUCGGUCGGGCCGGCCCGAUGAAAACUGGUGCCGAAAAAUAUGA